UGUGAGAAAGGAAAAAGCGUCAGACGGCCUGAGCAGGGAGUGAGAGGUUAGGAUCAAGCGGUGAGCACAGGCGGAAAGACCCUGGGAGUUUACAAGCGCAGGCUUAACCUACAGCAUUCGUCAAUUGAAAAAUUAAAAAAUCAUACAUCUACCAUGGAAGAAAUCCCCAGGCCUGACCCUCCAGUUGUGGGUAAAGUGACCGAUCACAGCAUUGAACUUUACUGGAAUAAGCACCACCAAUUGCAAGGAUAUGUAGCUUCUAAUCGAGGGCUAUGUUUUUCAAUUGAAGAGGAGGACAUUAAAACACAUACUUAUGAUAACAUAUACACAGGAUAUGCGAAACAACAUGUCGUUACAGGCCUUGAGGCUUCCACCUCAUAUAGAUUUCGAAUAAAAGUCAUUAAUUCUACAGGAAAUUGUGCCUACAGCCCAGCUGUGACAGUUUCUACAACACGGGAAUCAAUAAACAGAAAACAUCUGCACCGUGCUGUAAUUAAGAAUGACAUAGAAGGAGUUCACCAUAUUCUGCAGUCAGGAAAUGUGAAGGUGGAUGUUCUUGAUGAGCUUGGGUUCUCUCCGCUUAUGUUAGCUGCUCAGAAAGGAUACCAAAGAAUAGUGGAAAUUCUGAUAAAAUCUGGUGCUGAUAUUAAUCAGAAAAAUGGCAGCGGUAAAGACAGCUUAAUGCUGGCCUGUUUUGCUGGGCACCUGGAUGUUGCUAAAUGUCUUCGGAGAUUUGGAGCUACGUGGGAAUCCCGAGACAAUGGGGGUUCAUCUGCCGUGCACUGGGCUACAGAUGGGGGACACCUGAAUGUGAUUGAAUGGAUGAUAAAUGAAGGUUGUAAGGUUGACAUCACUGAUGGACAUUUACUGUGGACACCAUUAAUGCGAGUUGCUGUCCUGAAUGGCAGUACUGAAGUUGCUUCUCUUUUAAUUAAAGCUGGUGCAAAUGUGAAUAUCCAAGACAAGAAAGGAACAACACCACUAAUGGUUGCAGUGCUUAAUAGUCAUGAAAACCUGGUCCACCUGCUGCUGAACAAUGGGGCCGAUUCUGCUGUAACAAAUCAGCAUGGUACAAGUGUCCUAGAAAUGGCCAAAUCCUUUAGCACGGAGAAUGUGAUCAGUCUGCUUGAAGAGUAUGGAAGAUGAGAAUUUACAAGAAGAAGGUAGACUCUGGAAAUAUUCAGGAGACACUCGGAAGAUUGUGAAGGUCAAAGGCAAAACUCAUUCCACAAAAUGCUGGAAAUACUCAACAGUUAGGGAGCAUCUGUGGAAACAGAGUUAACAUUUUAUCCUGAAACAUUAUCUCUAUUUCUGUAAAAAGAUGCUGCCUAUUUGUCUGAGUAAUUUUUUCAGGUUUCCAGCACCUGUAACACUCUACUUCUGUUUGAGUACUUCAGCCUAAUCACUUUUUUACUCAGACUAAAUUAUGCUUUUCAAACUUGAAAUCUUACUGGCAAAAAUGAUUAUUAAUGAAAUGUCCGAUUAUUUUUCAUUAUCUCCUGUAUUUUUUAGUGAGGUCACAAAGCCCUUUAUUUUCCUACUGUUCUGACUGGGCUGCAAAUCAGUUUUCUAUGAUCAUUAGAUGGGACUGCCAUGUUUCUGUCUGUGUCAUUCUGAAUCAGGCUGGUAGAAGGUUUGUAACGUGGUUUGGAAUAUAUGUUCUUCCAACCAAGCCUUCAACUAGUGCUCCAACAUUUAUCAACGGUAAGCAUAUUUGCCAAGGCACUUCUCACAGUUGAGAUGUAUUACAAAGAUAUUUAUGAGGCUUGAGUUUAUACAAUUAAGGAUGGGUUUGGGUUUAAGUAGGAAAUAGAAAAUACCAUUAGAGAAAAUUUUUUUUAAUAAAGUGCAGAGCUUUAUUGGCUGACAGACAAGUGGAUAUAAAUGAAAACACAAUUUCAAACAGAUUAUGGUCUUUUAUAUUGGAUAGAUUUGGUGACAGCAGAACAGUUUUUUAUGGUACAUGUGGACGAGGGCUCUUCUCUCUGUUUUACAUUGACUAAUCUGAUGUGCACUUUCAACAUAUUUUGUUUUUAUUUCAGACUUGCAGCACUCAUAGCUUACUUUUUAUUUCUACUUUUCAGCCAAUUCUCUAAAAAAUUUACAAAGAUCUAAGGAUCUUAUUUCAGAAUUCAAUGUACAGAAAACUUAAAGGAGUUGAGUAUUUUAUUCCAUUUAUGGAUCAAUAUACUGAACGUGAAGGGCUGAGUUUCACUUGUGUUAAGAUUUGUUCGAUUGAGACUUGAAAGGUUGACACCUUCCCGAUGUUCAAAUGUCUUUAGUUAUCUGCCCAAAGAUUUGUCUGACCCACAAUACAGGUAUUUCCACCACAAGAAGGUUAUAAGUCCACUGCAGCUGAAACAAUUAUUGGACCUCAUGCUGCUGGCAUCAGUCUGGUUCAUGUCAGUCAGUCAGACAAUGGCCAUCACCACUAAGAUAUCCCAGUUGCUGUGGCAAAAUUCACUUUUACAUGCACGUUGCAAUCUGCAAUUAGGAUGGUGGAAGCUCUUACCCUUUUUUUGGUCACUUGGCUGACCAGGAAUCUCUCCCACUUUUACUGCCUGCCAUGGUGUGCUGGAAGGAUUGCAGAAUGACUCUGCAUGUUUGGCCCUAUUAUGAAUGCACUUCUCCUGACCGUUCAAGUCAUGGAUUGAGGCUUGAAUCCAGAGAUUCUGACUCAAAGUCAGGAACACUACCCAUUCCAUCAGAAAGCCUCCUUAUGCACCAUCAAGUAGCUGAAACUAAUGAUCAUGUAUCAUUUAAGUAAUGAUACAGAACGACUUGCUUCCCCAAAGUGGACUGUAUUCCAAUGGGUUGUCAUGAGAUUGGUUUAAAAUCUAAUUUUGCCAUUAGAUUGUUCAGGUUGUUUGAGAGUCAAAAUAAAAGGGAUAGAGUUGGUUAUGAACAACAUCUUCCUAUUCCAGCUAUGUAUUAAGUAGAUGUUUAUGGGUAAAGGAGUAACAUUGAAACAUCCUCUGCUUAUACCAGUGUCUUGCAAGACGAUAAUUCCAAAUACAAUUUAAAGAACAAUUGACCUCAAAUAAUUAUGUAACAUAGAAAAUAUAAUGUAUGUUUCAUGAAUAUAAGACAUAUGGAAGGAAA
Molecule: messenger RNA, 3102 nt
Organism: Stegostoma tigrinum
Lineage: Eukaryota; Metazoa; Chordata; Chondrichthyes; Orectolobiformes; Stegostomatidae
Gene: fank1
Product: fibronectin type III and ankyrin repeat domains 1
Exons: 11
Coding region: 154-1146 (330 amino acids)
Biological process (GO): regulation of apoptotic process
Cellular component (GO): nucleus
Molecular function (GO): protein binding
Source: RefSeq, a predicted model, not a curated record